Molecule: messenger RNA, 1437 nt
Organism: Priapulus caudatus
Lineage: Eukaryota; Metazoa; Priapulida; Priapulimorpha; Priapulimorphida; Priapulidae
Product: skin secretory protein xP2-like
Exons: 5
Coding region: 1-1182 (393 amino acids)
Molecular function (GO): syntaxin binding
Source: RefSeq, a predicted model, not a curated record
AUGUUUAUUCCAAGAGGGCGAUCCCACAAUGCAACUGUUGAACAUGACAGUGAGAGCAGUCAUCGUGUGAUAGCAGAAUACUACAGCGCCCCCUGCCUCUGGCCAGGGCUGGUCAGCGAGAGAGAUCGGCUGCAGGGAGAGUACAAUAAAGCCGUACUCGCGCGCAGCAAGCUGGAAAGCCUCUGCCGCGAACUGCAGCGGCACAACAAGGUCGUCAAGGAUGAGAGCCUCCAGCGCGCGAGAGAGGAGGAGGAGAAGCGCAAGGAGGUGACCUCCAAGUUCCAGACGACCUUGAACGAGGUGACGACACAGAUGAAGGACAAUCAGGAACGCAACGCCAGUUUGAAGACGGACAACGAUGAGCUGGCCCAGCGACUCAAGUCACUCGUCGAGCAAUAUGAGAAUAGAGAGGAGGUGGUCGAGAGGCAUCUGAAGACUCCGCCCCCGACUCCCGCUGACAACCAAUCACGCGUGAGCCCCGUCAACGAGAGCGGCUCAUUGGACAGCGGCGACGACUCGUCAGGCGGCGGCGGCGGCGGCGGCACGGAAGGUCGCGACCCAGCUCCGCCGCGAAGCAGCCCGGCGGCGCCCUCUACGCCCGGCGACGGCGAAUCCGACUCCAGCAGCAUGACAGCCGUCGUUGCCGCCCACGCCGACGCCCCGCCCCCGUCGCCCGAGAGCGGCCAAUCACGCGAGAGCCCUGACGGAGCGUCGAAGCUCGACGACGCGCCAUUGGCCGCCGCACCCGUCGCCCCGCCCCCCACGUCGGAGAGCGGCGAAUCGGGAGCCGGUCCGUCCGCCAGCCAAUUGGAAGGCAGGGCGUCGCCGCUGGAGCCGCGUCCCGACACCCUCGGUGACGACGGUGGCCGCCAGGGGUCAGCACCGCUGCCGGACGACAGUCACCAGGGGGAGUCGCCCGACCAGUCCACCCCGGAGGAGGAGAGCGGGCAGCAGCCGCCUCCAAGCACCCCCGAGGAAGGAGUGGUACAGUCUGCGCCCUCCCCUGGAGAGACUCCCGAUCCCGCCUUAGCCGCUACUCAGUCAGUCGAUGCCAAAGUACCCGACAGCCAAUCGGAUGGCUGCACCUUGCCGCCUGCCAGCCAAUCGGAGCCCAGCGAGAAACCCGAAACUGCCCAAUCGGGCGAGUGCUUGCCAACCGAGGUUAACCAAUCGGAGACCUAGCAGGCGCCGUUAUCCGAUCGCGCCGCGACCUUUCUCGGGCGCGACCCCCUCGGGUCGCCGCUCUGAGAGAUGCUCGCUUGUUUUGGAAUCGCCGUCCCGCUGACUCGCUAGCAUAGUUUAGUUUUUCGUUUUCACGUUUUUUCCUUCUCUGCGCAGCACUAACGCAUCUAUCUUUCUUCGCACUAACUCACUUCGUGUUCAUGCAUGCGUGUCGGUCGGGGGCGUCGCCUGGGCGUGGCAGGGGCGUGGCAGGGU